This is a messenger RNA of Camellia sinensis, 2097 nucleotides long. The record is from RefSeq and is a predicted model, not a curated record. Lineage: Eukaryota; Viridiplantae; Streptophyta; Magnoliopsida; Ericales; Theaceae.
AUGCCAAAUGUUAGGAUUCUUCUAAUCCUUACUGAAGAAUUACAGCAUCGUUUUGAGACAGAGCUACCUGAUGCUGUUAAGCAACCUUCAACCUAUACCAGGAAUUUUUUAGGAUUCUGUUCUUACCAAGCACUCAAUCUGGUGACUGCACAUCCAGAUUAUUUAAGUGACAAGGAGUUCCGUUGUUUAACCUUUGACAUGAUGCUUGCUUGGGAGGCCCCUGGUGUCAAGAAUGAGACACCAGACACAGAAACUGCUUCUUGCAGUAACCAGGAAGUGGAGGAUGAGGAUGAGUGGUCAUUAUUUUAUUCUAGUUCCACAAAAAUAGCUGUUCAGGUUGAUAGCAAGAAGACUGUUGGGACUGAGGCUUUUGCACGGAUAGCUCCUGCCUGUGCUUUUAUUGCAGAUAUAAUCACUGUCCACAAUCUUUUUGAUGGACUGACUAGUUCUUCUGGUCAUCGACUUCAUUUUCUCAUCUAUGACAAGUAUCUUCGAACACUUGAGAAGUGUUAAUGAAUCUUACGGUGCACCUUCAAGAACGUUUUCAGUUCUCUUGUUUGGAUGAGGUUGAUUAUUUUUCAAAAAAGUUAAGAAAAGGGUGGGGGAAAAAGGGGAACUAGUUGGUGUUUCCUUGAGUGUUCCCCGCGUGUCUCCUAAAAGCAAAUUAAUUAAAUAACGUGACAUGCCGCGUGCCCCAUACGUGUCCUCGUGUCCAACACCCCUACGACAUUCAUUUUGAAGUGUCGGUGCUUCAUAGGCCCCAAGUAUUCCAAUGUGUGCAUGUCGAGUUGCAUGCCGAGCACUGUGCGUGCCCACCCAAUCUGUAUGUGGUGCAUGUCAGGCGAUUCGGUGGGCAAUUGUGGCUAAACCUUCGGCAUAGGGUUUUGGGGGUCAAACAAUGGAGUUCUGAGUUAAGAUUUUUCUUGGGAAUUCAUGGAGUUAUGUAGUUUCUAUAAUUUAAAAUUGUGAAAAAUCUUUAUGACGACUCAAACAAGAGUGGUGUUUCCUUUUCUUAGUCAGCAAAUGACUCAAAAUUCUAUUAUAAGGGUGUAAGGUGUGCUUCUACUUGUCUCCUUAUUCGAAGUGGGCAACCUCAAGGCAACUUGGGGGCCGGCCUUUGGCAUCCAGAGCGGCGUCUUUGGUCUCCAUACGGUUUUGGAAGCCCCGUGGACAGUAUCAUCAAGGGGCAUGUGUGCCGACAUUGCGCGCACCUCCUUGGCGCAAGAUUUGGGAGUUGCACCCGUUAUUGUAGCAUCUUGGGUUGUCAUCCUUGACGGAAUGGGCUAUUGAGGUGCCACCAAAGCCUUGUGUGCCAAAUCACGAGUCACGACAUACGCUUGGAUUUGGCCAUGCUCAUGGGGGUCUCGUGGCUUAAAGUAAGUUGUUCGAUGGCAACGCCACUACUCAUGGGAAUAUUUGAAAGGCAUGAAGCUCUAUGUCAUGCGAGGCACCUUGUGCUAAGCUUGUGGGAAGGUGUAAUGCUACUUGUGGGCUACGUACCAAUGUUGCCUUUCUCGUGCAGCACGUUAGUGCAACGCCUUGGGUGCGCAAUGGCCCUUGGUAGACGGUUAGCAUGUCAAGCGUGCAUGAGGACUAUGUUGUGGGUGCGCAACUGACCCAUAGUCAUGUGUGGGGUACAGGAGAGCCUCGUGACUAUUCGAGAUGUGUGCAACAAGAGAUCCUAACAUGCGUUGGAAGCUUGUUAGCUAGGUCGAGGGCUUAUGCUAGCACACAGUUGGGAACCUUAAGUGGCCCAGUUGUGGGCAACACUGCUGAUAACAUUAAGGUGUGCAGCUGUGUGGCAAGAGGCGUCUUGGCGAUAUUGGACGCUUCAAUGGGGCAAGCGCCUUGCUCUUGCUCUUAAGGCAGCAUUUGAAGUGCAGGACUUGACAAAGGAUUGGGCCUACAUAUGCCUGGGUGGGGUGAAAAUUCAACACUUGAUGUUUGAUGGUUGAAAGAAUUAGGCAGGCUUGGACUAAGUUGGAGUUCGAGCGCAUCACUGGCAAAGAUAUAUUCUGCUGUGCAUUCGAAAGAGUCGGCAUGUGACACCUUGUCAUCCUAAAUUCUUGCGUUCAUUGUAGUUCAAUGCUGCAUAUC